Molecule: messenger RNA, 234 nt
Organism: Endocarpon pusillum Z07020
Lineage: Eukaryota; Fungi; Ascomycota; Eurotiomycetes; Verrucariales; Verrucariaceae
Exons: 2
Coding region: 1-234 (77 amino acids)
Molecular function (GO): acylphosphatase activity
Source: RefSeq, a predicted model, not a curated record
AUGACUGACAGACUUUCAAGAGCAUUUACACAGGAAAAAGCUCAGAGUUAUGGUAUAACAGGGUUCGUAAAGAACACAUCCGACGGCAAAGUUGAGGGCGAGGCUCAAGGGAACGAAGAUGCCUUGCAGAAAUUCCUGAAGGAUAUCAAUGAAGGUCCGAAAAAUGCACAUGUUGUCAAAGUGGAGAAGUCGACCAUAGACACCAAAGAUGGAGAAUCUUCCUUUCAGUAUUGA